Abrus precatorius (Indian licorice) is the source of this 1036-nucleotide messenger RNA. RefSeq names its product mediator of RNA polymerase II transcription subunit 28. The transcript is spliced from 4 exons. Gene Ontology annotation, biological process: regulation of DNA-templated transcription. Lineage: Eukaryota; Viridiplantae; Streptophyta; Magnoliopsida; Fabales; Fabaceae. Gene Ontology annotation, cellular component: mediator complex. The record is from RefSeq and is a predicted model, not a curated record. The coding region runs from base 97 to 522 and encodes 141 amino acids.
AGCCAAAUUAGGUUUUCGAAACAUACCAGAAAAGCAGAAUUUGUUUUCUCUUCAACUUCUUCUCCGUCACUAUCCACGCCCACGGUGAAAGCGUAUAUGGGUGAUCGGCAAGUAGUUGACCAACAGCACUCAGUUGAUCCACAAUUGCCAUCUUCUCCUCCCUCAAAGGAUGAUAUGGUUUCGUGUGUUAUGGCUUUGGAGGCUGCUUUGCUUCCCUGUUUGCCUGCCCGAGAACUUCAAGCAAUAGACCGUUCUCCGCACCCUUCGCAUCAAAUUGACGUGGAUAGGUAUGCAAGAGAUUUUAUGGAGGCUGCCAAGAAGCUUCAGCUUUAUUUUAUUAGCCUUCAACGUGAGGAUAAGCCAACAAAAGCUGAAAUGCUUAGAAAGGAGAUUGCUCUGAUGGAAGAGGAACUCAACAUAAAAAAUGAGCUGAUAAACAAACAAGAAAAUUUAAUUCAGGAGUGGAAAAAAGAGUUGCAAGAACAGUUGGACAAACACAAUAUUGAGUUGGAGAGGGUUUAGUGUAUGCUCGUGCUCCUUUUCUCUUUAUUUAAUAGAUAUUUCUUUCUCUCCCCUCGUCCAUUUGUAUGCUCAACUUACCAAGAAUUUCAAAUACCGUUCGUAUUAGGCCGUUUAUUAAAUAUGAUGUAUUCUUGGGGACCAGGGAUAACUGCAAAUAACCAAGAAAUAUAUGGCAUGAUUCAGAAAUCAGUCGGCUGAAUUUUGUUGCCAAAGAUCAAAUCAUCCAAAAGGGUUGAAGAGAAAAGUUGAAGAAUGUUGAGAUCCCCUCCCCCCUCUUUUUGAUUUGAUCAACUAAGACCCUUGUUAAAUAGCAAGCCGAAAAGCUACGCGGAAAACAUGGAUUGCAUAUAUGAUCUCACGAAGUGGAGAAUGUUGUUCUCUAUGUUUAAGAUUAUGCCACAUGGCAGCGUUCUCUGGCAAACGUAGAACUUUCUUGUGCUUUAUUGUAACGUUGAAUUGCAUCUCAUCCAUUUAUUCAUUUGCCAUCCUACAUUUUCGAAUUUGAUGGUAUUGU